Molecule: messenger RNA, 1146 nt
Organism: Caenorhabditis briggsae
Lineage: Eukaryota; Metazoa; Nematoda; Chromadorea; Rhabditida; Rhabditidae
Exons: 9
Coding region: 1-1146 (381 amino acids)
Source: RefSeq, a predicted model, not a curated record
AUGACGGAGGACAGUGCUAUGGAACAAAGUGCAAGUAUAUCAUCACCAUCUGGUAUUUCUCAGACGAAUUCGAAAAUCAGAACAAAAACGAAAACCAACAGCCAGAACACACUACAAGUCGCCGAAGAAUACCAACUAAAACAGCUCCGACAUCUCCAAUAUGAGCAAGCAUACAACAUUUCUCGAUCUCGUGAUAACAAAUUGGGACUUCUCUUUAGUAAUCUCUCCCACAUCGCAACUACACAAAUAGUCACGUUUGAGCAUCUUGUGAAAAUUGCGCAUGGGAUUCCAAAUCUGGACAGUUUGAAGCAGAACAACAUUCCAAGUGCAAAAUUCGACAGAGAAACUGCUAUGUGUUCAAGAACAAGCUGUAAACCAAAUGAAGUCAAAACCACUGAACAGAAAAAUAUUGUAUGUGAAAAACUGAAAGAAAAUCAGCUUUUGUCGACAUUUUCUGAUAAAUCUGCCAAGGAGAGUCAUUCAACGAAUGUGACUGAAAAUUUUGGAUCCAAAAAUGUGGCAGCUAUCAAAAAUGAGAUUGAAUGUAGUCCUGGUCCUAGCUGCUAUAUCAAUGCCAUUAGUGAGAAUAAACUAUAUUAUGAAAGCUCGACCCUUGAAUCCACUCUUCCUGAAAAAAUAAUUCGAAUCAAAUCGGAAGUGGAUGAUUUCGAGUUUUCUGCUGAUUCAGAACCACUAAGACGGACAGCAGAACCAUUGAUUCUAAAAAUAAAUGAGGAAAGCGUGACGGUUGAUUUGAAUAAUUCAAUAUCAAAUGAACCUAGCAUCGGCCCGGAUUCUAUCCCAGAAAUAGAGGAAAGUACAAAUGAAGAAGGAACUUCUCAAUCCUCCACCCCUUUGAAAGAGAAGCCACAAAAACGAAAAAUAGGUCCAACGAAAAAAAGAGGGAGACCAGCAGCCACGGAACAGAGCCCGAACACUGAAAGUGCAACAAAGAAAGGUAGAAAACCACCGAGAAAAGUCUAUAGAAGAGGGAAAGAAAAGACAUUCGAAGAAAAAGACACAGAAUGGGUUUUACCGUACCACGCUAGAGUUGUCAAGAAAACCAGAUCUAAGGCGGAUAACGAUCAAUAUGAAAAAAGUGCUGACAAUCAGUCACAAGAGGAGAACCAAGAAGUAGAUGAUUGA